Messenger RNA from Culex pipiens pallens (northern house mosquito), 4360 nucleotides. RefSeq names its product serine/threonine-protein phosphatase 2A 56 kDa regulatory subunit epsilon isoform (gene wdb). Bases 1676 to 3340 code for a protein of 554 amino acids. The transcript has 8 exons. Gene Ontology annotation, cellular component: cytosol; protein phosphatase type 2A complex; nucleus. NCBI's taxonomy places the organism in Eukaryota, Metazoa, Arthropoda, Insecta, Diptera, Culicidae. The record is from RefSeq and is a predicted model, not a curated record. Gene Ontology annotation, biological process: signal transduction; protein dephosphorylation. Gene Ontology annotation, molecular function: protein phosphatase activator activity.
UGGGUUACCCAGCAUCGACUCGCGCUCGGUAGCAGCAGCAGCAAAAGUAGCCGAGAAGGAAGAAAAAAAAAAGAGCAAAAGAAGGAAGGACGGGACGACGGUCUUUUUCUCGGUCGGUCGGUCGAACGGUCAAAUCCGCGACGAAACCCCCGAUUGCGGUGCGUUUCCGGACAAUCCGUGGUUCCACCGGUUCUCGCUGGACUGCGCGCGCCCCUGCUUUUGUGCGAAGGAACGUCGUGAGGUGAAAGUUUUGAACCUUUGCCAGAAGUCGACGACGACGUCGCGAAGUUUUGUGGAGUUGGAAGAUGCGGAAGAUUGCUGGGAACGUGGCCAGGUCGUGGUAGCAGGUCUUGGACGCAAGUGAUCCGCAGACGGUGUGAGGAAUUUAGGAGAAGGUCGUCCGUCGUCGGGAACCCUGCCUUUAGUGAUGCAAUUAUGAAUAAUUUUGACGUUUCGGGAGUAGUUUGCCCUGCAGCAGUGUAAAAGAAGCCAGACGGUGAAGACUUGCGGGUUUCGGAACCGGAAAGGCGAGCGGUGGAUAGCUCCGGAGUUGGGAUACCAGGAAGGUCCGAAUCUACGCCAACGGGCCAUAUGUGCGAACACAAGCAACAACAACAACAACCGCAACACCAGACAAGAUGAUCUAAAUUUACGUGCGAGCUUCACACCGAUCGUGCGCUCUGGUUGAGGGUUCGGCGAAAAGGAAGACGACGGAGAAGAAGUUUGUCGCAGUUGGACCAGUUUUUGGGGAGGAACCCCGCGCGCGCGGUCAUGGUCGUGGAAUCAAUUUGUCGCCGCCGCUGAUGGUGAUUUGCCUUAAAUUGGUGGUGUGUAAUUUGAUCAGUGUUUUUUUGGCAAGAGGAAAAAGAAGAAGAUUAGUGAAAAAGGCAGCCUCCGAUCGUUUAAAGAAUAUGGCAGCGAGCAACAGUGAAAUCAUCAUUCCCGCUAAAUUUGUUUUGUUUACUUAAUUUUGCAGCACGUGACACACGGAUGAACGUCGAUUUUUGUUUUGGUUUUUGAAAAAAGUGCAAAAAGUAAAAGAAGGAGCGAAAUAAAAGAGUGGUUUAAGUUUUAGAUUGUAAGUGCAAAUAGUAAGAAAUUGUAUAAAGAAGUAAAGCAAGUGCUAAUUGUAAGAUAUCAAGAAGCAGAAAAAGAGGAAAGGAAUAAAUAACAAGUGAUAAAUAAAAAAAGAGAGAAGAAGAAAAGUAAAGUUAUCGAGAGAAUCAUAAAGUAUCCUGAAACAAGAAGAAAAUAAAGAUAGCAGCCCACACACAAAAAGAAGAAUCAAUCACACAAGCACACUCCAACCGUUUGUGUGUGCGUGAGUGAGUGUGAGUGCGACCCUGUGUGCGUGUGCUGCUGGUGUGGGCGUGAAUGAGUUUGUGACGGACGGCUAAAAGUCGCGUAACAUCAACAAUAGAGAAGACGACGAAGACGACGACGAUAACUGCAAGAAUAAGAAGAACCACCGCCUGAUCUCCCUCCACCCACAAAACAAAAAAACCAUCGAGUCAUCAUCACCAACUGGAACAAUAAGAACAACAACAACAACUCACCAAAACACACACACACAUCCAGUGGGAAGGGACGAGAUCAGCAUCCCGACCUCUAGGCUGUUAGGAAGCAGAUCCAACCAGAACCGGAACCAGCCAACAACAACACACACACAUACACAAUGUCGUCCGGAACGUUCGUGGACCGGAUCGAUCCGUUCGCCAAACGGUCGCUCAAGAAGAAGGGUAAAAAAUCUCAGGGCUCAUCGCGGUACAGGAGUUCACAGGACGUGGAGCUGCAGCAGCUGCCGUCGCUGAAAGUGGACUGCUCCAGCUUAGAGCAGGAGGAGCUGUUCAUCCGGAAGCUGCGGCAGUGCUGCGUCUCGUUCGACUUCAUGGACCCGCUGUCGGAUCUCAAGGGCAAGGAAAUCAAGCGGGCGGCGCUGAACGACCUGUCGGCGUACAUCACACACGGCCGCGGCGUGCUCACGGAAAACGUCUACCCGGAGAUUAUCAAAAUGAUAUCCGUGAACCUGUUCCGCACGCUCCCGCCCAGUGAAAACCCGGACUUUGACCCGGAGGAGGACGACCCGACGCUCGAGGCGUCCUGGCCCCAUCUGCAGCUGGUGUACGAGGUGUUCCUACGCUUCCUAGAGUCGGCCGACUUCCAGGCGACGUUCGGCAAGAAGGUGAUCGACCAGAAGUUUGUCCUACAGCUGCUGGAGCUGUUCGAUUCCGAGGAUCCGAGAGAGCGUGAUUUUUUGAAAACCGUAUUGCAUCGUAUAUAUGGCAAAUUUUUAGGAUUACGUGCUUUUAUUCGUAAGCAAAUAAACAACAUAUUUCUACGUUUUAUAUACGAAACGGAACAUUUCAACGGAGUCGGCGAGCUGCUGGAGAUCUUGGGAAGCAUAAUCAACGGUUUCGCCCUGCCGCUGAAGGCGGAACACAAGCAGUUCCUGGUGAAGGUGCUGCUGCCGCUGCACAAGGUCAAGGUGUUAUCGCUGUACCACGCCCAGCUCGCGUACUGCGUCGUGCAGUUCCUCGAGAAGGACGCCUCGCUGACGGAGCCGGUCGUGCGCGGGCUGCUCAAGUUCUGGCCAAAGACGUGCUCCCAGAAGGAGGUGAUGUUCCUGGGGGAGAUCGAGGAAAUUCUGGACGUGAUCGAGCCGCCCCAGUUCGUCAAGAUCCAGGAGCCGCUGUUCCGGCAGAUCGCCAAGUGCGUGUCGAGUCCGCACUUUCAGGUCGCCGAGCGGGCACUCUACUUCUGGAACAAUGAGUACGCGAUGUCGCUGAUCGAGGACAACAACGCCGUCAUCAUGCCGAUCAUGUUCCCGGCCCUGUACCGGAUCAGCAAGGAGCACUGGAACCAGACGAUCGUCGCCCUCGUCUACAACGUGCUGAAAACGUUCAUGGAGAUGAACUCGAAGCUGUUUGACGAGCUGACCGCGAGCUACAAGGCGGAACGGCAGAAAGAAAAGAAACGAGAGCGGGAACGGGAAGAGCUGUGGAAGCGACUGCAUGAGCUCGAGAGUGCCCGCCGGCCGGACGCGCCCCUAGUCGACGGUGGUGCCGGCAGCGGAGCAGCCGCCGGAGGAUCGCUGGCCGCCGGAGCCGCCGGAUCGCAACUAAAUCCCAACGCCCUGACGCUAUCUGCCACGUCGACAUCGUCGUCCUCGUCGCCGUCGUCCGUUACAUCCGCUAGCAAUCUGACCGCCGCGUCCCAGGCGCCACCACCCGGCUCGACCGGAACUAGCCUGCAGCAGGCCGGCGGUUCCGCAACAUCCUCCGCCACGUCCCCCAAUGCCGCCACCAACAAUGCCGCCGCCGCCGCGCCGUUAAGCAAGUGAUGUACUGAAUAAUAUUACUUUUAAAUUUGUCCCCUUUCCCAACCCAUCCGAUUCCUUCGCCAACCCUGAAAUCCGGAACCAUCAACACUUCACCCUCCAUCAGAGACCCUUCGUUUUGGUUUUCUAUUGUGUCUUUGUUGUGGUGGUGAAGAAGAAGACGACGACGGCUUCGACGACGAGAAAGAUGUUGAACAGUGUGAGUUGUUGUUUUUUUUUAUUUAAACGAAAACACUGUUUGUCGGAGCACGGAGAAAAAGAGCGGGAAGCCAGAAACGAAGGGUAAGUCAUUCACUCUCACUGUCCCACCCACUACUCCCUACUCCUGCACACAAACACACUCACACUCACACACACACAAACUCUUAGUAAACAAAGGAUUAAACGAGAGAGGAAACAAACAUAAAAAUGUUAUAUAAUUUAAACAAAUAAAGGCGGAUAACAACACAGACACACACAACAACAACAACAACAGCAAAUAUUCAAUUGUUCUCUCAAAACGAAAAGAAAGAAAAACAAAAGAAAAGAAAACACAAUCCUUUUAUAGCGAAGAGAGCGAACAAAGAAGAAUAAUGGAAUGGGUAGUAAAAAAGUAUAAAAUUAAUAAGCAAACAACUUACCUGCUGCUAUAUUAUCAAGAAAUAAAUAUGGUACACAAACAAAAGAAAAACAAAGAAAAAAUGAGAAAAAAGAAACUUUUAUUACACGGAAAAAGCAAAACCAACCUACUCACACUAACAAACAAACAAAAAAAAAUCACCAAAACACUUACACAUUCACAACAAACAAAAAGAAAACAAAAAACUCCGAAUGCGGCCACCAGAGGUGGCCAACGCCAGCGCCAUCUUUUCUCUCACAACACACAUUCACACUAAACUCACAAACACACCGUAAACCGUAAUAGAGAAACCCAAGUGUCAACGUAAUAAAAAAACAAGGAGAGUAACAUUUUUAAGCAUAUUACCCGCCUCCGCCACCCUAACUGCUACACAAACACAACCACCACCACCAAGUCAGAGAAAA